CUGGGUAGUCUGAGGAGGAGAGUAUGAAGCGAGCUCCAGCCCGGGUACGGCCGGACUUCGCAGGCGAAGGCGCCGCCGCCGCCAUCUGACUCGCUGCGCUUGGGAGAGCCGGCGCGUGGAUGGUCCCGGUGCGGCUCGGGUGUUGAUCCGCGUGUCUCUUCCCCCUCCUCCCCUCCCCCACGCGGUGGUCUCCCCUCCUCCCCCAGCCUGGCAGAGCCAUGUCUCGGGGUGGCUCCUGCCCACACCUGUUGUGGGACGUGAGGAGAAGGUCCCUCGGGCUGGAGGACCCGUCCCGGCUGCGGAGCCGCUACCUCGGAAGAAGAGAAUUUAUCCAAAGAUUAAAACUUGAAGCAACCUUGAAUGUGCAUGAUGGCUGUGUUAAUACAAUCUGUUGGAAUGAGACUGGAGAAUAUAUUUUAUCUGGCUCAGAUGACACCAAGCUAGUAAUUAGUAAUCCUUACAGCAGAAAGGUUUUGACAACAAUUCGUUCAGGGCAUCGAGCAAAUAUAUUUAGUGCAAAGUUCUUACCAUGCACAAAUGAUAAGCAGAUUGUAUCCUGCUCUGGAGAUGGAGUAAUAUUUUAUACCAAUGUUGAGCAAGAUGCAGAAACUAACAGACAGUGCCAAUUUACAUGCCAUUAUGGAACUACCUAUGAGAUUAUGACUGUACCUAAUGACCCGUAUACCUUUCUGUCUUGUGGUGAAGAUGGAACUGUUAGGUGGUUUGAUACACGCAUCAAAACUAGCUGUACAAAAGAAGAUUGCAAAGAUGAUAUUUUAAUUAAUUGCCGACGUGCUGCCACAUCUGUAGCUAUUUGUCCACCAAUACCAUAUUAUCUUGCUGUUGGUUGUUCUGAUAGCUCAGUACGUAUAUAUGAUCGGCGAAUGCUGGGCACAAGAGCUACAGGGAAUUAUGCAGGCCGAGGAACUACUGGAAUGGUUGCUCGUUUUAUCCCUUCCCAUCUUAAUAAUAAGUCAUGCAGGGUGACAUCUCUGUGUUACAGUGAAGAUGGUCAAGAGAUUCUUGUUAGUUACUCUUCAGACUAUAUAUAUCUUUUUGACCCGAAAGAUGAUACAGCACGAGAACUUAAAACUCCUUCUGCAGAAGAGAGAAGAGAAGAGUUACGACAGCCUCCAGUUAAACGUUUGAGACUUCGUGGUGAUUGGUCAGAUACUGGACCCCGAGCAAGGCCUGAGAGUGAACGAGAAAGAGAUGGAGAGCAAAGUCCCAAUGUGUCAUUGAUGCAGAGAAUGUCUGACAUGUUAUCAAGGUGGUUUGAAGAAGCAAGUGAAGUUGCACAAAGCAACAGAGGACGAGGAAGAUCUCGAUCGAGAGGUGGGACGAAUCAGUCAGAUGUUUCAACUCUUCCUACGGUCCCAUCAAGUACUGAUUUGGAAGUGGGUGAAACUGCAAUGGAAGUAGAUACUCCAGAUGAACAGUUUCUUCAGCCUUCUACAUCCUCUAAUGUGUCAACUCAGGGUCAUUUGGCAUCAUCUUCUACAGAAAGCCCUCAUUCUACUUCUUUGCUGUCUUCUCCAGACAGCGAACAAAGGCAGUCUGUUGAGGCGUCUGGACACCAUACACGUCAUCAGUCUGAAUUUCUAAGGGGGCCUGAGAUAGCUUUGCUCCGUAAGCGCCUGCAACAACUGAGGCUUAAGAGGGCUGAGCAGCAGAGGCAGCAGGAGCUAGCUGCGCGUGCCCAGCAACAGCCUUCCACCUCUGAUCAGUCUUCUCAUGAGGGCUCUUCACAGGACCCUCAGACUUCAGAUUCUCCUUCUUCUGUGGUUAACAAACAGCUUGGAUCCAUGUCACUUGACGAGCAACAGGAUAACAAUAAUGAAAAGCUGAGCCCCAAACCAGGGACAGGUGAACCAGUUUUAAGUUUGCACUACAGCACAGAAGGAACAACUACAAGCACAAUAAAACUGAACUUUACAGAUGAAUGGAGCAGUACUGCCUCAAGUUCCAGAGGAAAUGGGAGCCACUGCAAAUCUGAGGAUCAGGAGGAAUCCUUGGCCCCACAGAGCCCAGUGCAACCAUCAGAAGGAGAGAAUGAAGCAAAAGCUCCUGAAGAAUCAUCAGAGGAUGUGACACUUCAGGAAGGUACCUCUCCAGAAAGCACAGUUCAAAACUCUAUAGAUACAGCACAAUCAGAUAAGUUUACUUCUGAGUCAUUGGAUUCUGGCUCAGGAGAAAGAAAUGACUUCAAUCUUGAUAGCCCUUGUGGGGUUGCAGAAGAAUCCACUUUGUCUGAAAAAGGCAAAGAACCAGGAACUUCAGAUCAAACUAGCACUACAAGUGCUUCCAGACAUAGUACCAGCAACCCUGAGCCUCAGUCACAAACAGAAGCCACUGGGCCUCCGGCCCAUGAGGAAACGUUGACCAGGGACUCUGCUCUCCAGGACACAGAUGAUAGUGACGACGACCCAGUCCUGAUCCCAGGUGCAAGGUAUCGAGCAGGACCUGGUGACAGACGCUCUGCUGUUGCCCGCAUUCAGGAGUUCUUCAGGCGGAGAAAAGAAAGGAAAGAAAUGGAGGAGUUGGAUACUUUGAACAUUAGAAGGCCACUAGUAAAGAUGGUUUAUAAGGGCCAUCGCAACUCCAGGACAAUGAUAAAAGAAGCCAAUUUCUGGGGUGCGAACUUUGUAAUGAGUGGUUCUGACUGUGGCCACAUCUUCAUCUGGGAUCGUCACACCGCUGAGCAUUUAAUGCUCCUGGAGGCUGAUAACCAUGUGGUAAACUGCCUGCAGCCACACCCGUUUGACCCAAUUCUCGCCUCAUCUGGCAUAGAUUAUGACAUAAAAAUCUGGUCACCACUAGAAGAAUCAAGGAUUUUUAACCGAAAACUUGCUGAUGAAGUUAUAACUCGGAAUGAACUCAUGCUGGAAGAGACUAGAAACACCAUUACAGUUCCAGCCUCUUUCAUGUUGAGGAUGUUGGCUUCACUGAACCAUAUUCGAGCUGACCGGUUGGAGAGUGACAGAUCAGAAGGCUCUGGUCAGGAGAAUGAAAAUGAAGAUGAAGAAUAAUCAAUUCUUACUGGCAAGCACUUAGAUGUUCUGAAAUUUGUAUAAGACAUUUAUUAUAUAUUUUUUUUCUUUACAGAGCUUUAGUGCAAUUUUAAGGUUGUGGUUUUUUUGAGUUUUUUCCCUUUGGGGGGGAUAACCUAACAUUGGUUUGGAAUGAUUGCGUGCAUGAAUUUGGGAGUGUGUGUAAAACAAAACUAGCAAAAUGUUUUUAAAACUUUUUGCCAUGUGUGAGGAGUGCUAGAAAAUGCAAAGUGCAAUAUUUUCCCUAACCUUCAGAUGUGGGAGCUUGGAUCAAUGUUGAAGAGGAAUUUUCAUUAUAGUGAAAAUAUUGGUUCAAAGAAAUGUCUAUACUUGCCAUCUGCAUGUUUAUUGCUUUCUAAUUAAAGAAGUUGGUUGUUUUAUGA
Dama dama (fallow deer) is the source of this 3433-nucleotide messenger RNA. It is a transcript of the gene DCAF6, whose product is annotated as DDB1 and CUL4 associated factor 6. Lineage: Eukaryota; Metazoa; Chordata; Mammalia; Artiodactyla; Cervidae. Gene Ontology annotation, molecular function: protein binding. The transcript has 21 exons. Gene Ontology annotation, biological process: positive regulation of transcription by RNA polymerase II. The record is from RefSeq and is a predicted model, not a curated record. The coding region runs from base 219 to 3029 and encodes 936 amino acids. Gene Ontology annotation, cellular component: cytoplasm; Cul4-RING E3 ubiquitin ligase complex.